GCCAGAAGUUGGCAUUUUGAAAUAUCUCCAUGCGGGCGUUGUACUUUGUGGGCGCGGUGUUCUCGGUCGUGACCUUGUGGGCCGUCACGCUGACAUCUCCUCCCAGUGAUGGCUUCGUGUCCACAACUGGCGGCGGUCGCACCGUGGCCGAGAAGAAGGCGCUGGCGGUUGCCUUCGUCGAGACCCAAUUGCGCCAAAACCCGACGAUCCCAGGGCUGACCUUGUCGGUUGCUUACAAGGGCGACACUGUGAUUGCGCAGGGCUUUGGCUUGAAGCAGUCUGACAACCCCAUCUCGCAAGUCACAGCCAGCACGAUGUUUCAAAUCGGGUCGUACUCCAAGACAUUUAUUGCCGUGGGCAUUGCCAAGCUGAUUGACGACGGCAAGAUGACGUGGCACGAUCCUGUGAAAUCACACCUCCCAUGGUUCAAACUCCAAGACAAAUACGCCGAAGAGUACACGGCUCUGGGGGAUUUGCUGUCGAUGAACUCGGUGUUGGGGGCGUUCGACGGAGACCUGGCGUUUGUGUUCGGCCUAUUCCCCACUGAGCGAGCAUUGGUGGAGCACUUGGCAGAGCUCAACACCACUCGAUCCAUUCGAAGUGGUUAUGCAUACUCGAAUAUGAACUUUGAGAUCCUCGGCCAAGUGAUCGAACACGCCACCAACCAGACGUGGCCUGCAUUCCUGCGACAGAGUAUUUGGAACCCAUUGGGCAUGCACGAAACGUUUGCCAGUCCUGCCGAGGCCGCCGCCGCCCACCAGGGCGCCCACCUCGCCGACGGGCACAUGAGCUGCGGAGCUAAAGUCAUUGGACCGUUUAACACUGUCACAGACUCGUUGGCACUGCUGUCGACGGCAUUUUCCGACCUCGCAGCCGGGUCCGUCGUCAGUUCUGCCAACGAUUUGGCUAUUUUCAGCCAUUUUCUGUUGAGCUCAGGUCGAGAUCUGUUCAAGUCGUCUACCCUCGUGCAAGAGAUAACUACGGGGCACACCGUUCUGGACAACAUGGUCGUGGUAGACACGGACGCCGCCGAUGCCUUUGGCUUUGCUUAUAACCCCGACGGAAAUGUCAUAGCCGCUGGCUACGGCAUCGAUGUGGUGGGGAACGUCAUGUUUGGCUACGACUUCUUUACCAAAAACGGCGAUACUGCGACCUUCAAACAGCGCAAUGGAUUUGUUCCUAGCGAACGCCUUGGGGUUGUGCUGGCGGCCAACACGGGCGCCAAGUCCCCGCCUGGCUCGGCGCCGUACUUUCUCCUCGAUCGCAUUCGAAGUUACCUCCUCGGCAUCUUCUUGGACGUGCCGCAACCUCAAUUGGACGCGAUGUGGAACCAAGCCAUUCAUCGAGCCAACCAACUGCAGCCGGACGGCGUCGGCGACUGCGACGCGCAUUUCUUUCAAGGAGUUCCAUGGGAAGUGGAUGGGCUUGUGAUCUCCCCAACGACCCAAGCCAAGUUGGUUGGGUCAUAUGUGGCGGUGGCAUCCCCUGGCUUGUACGACUACCUGAAGCUUACGAGGCAAAGAGACCAGCUUGUACUUCACUAUGGCAUGUACACACACAAGCUGAUUGCGACGGCUGACCCAGAUACGUUUAUCUGGGAUGUGGAAAUCGCCGGGCGAAGUUUGACGGUGCAAGUGUCGGACGUGGAUACCCUCUUGUUCCUCGGCAUAUCGUUUGUUCGCAACGCUUAAGCUGGGAGUGUUUGGUGGAAGUAAUAAGUAGCUCACGAGUAGUUUAACUCUGAAUCUUGCGACGUCGGUGCUGUUGUGAACUCCCCUAUGGCCACUUUAAAUAACAUGGGUGUGAAAGGACAUUUCAAACAAACCGAUAUUGCGGCAAAUCGAUACUCCG
This is a messenger RNA of Aphanomyces astaci, 1851 nucleotides long. RefSeq lists its product as hypothetical. The record is from RefSeq and is a predicted model, not a curated record. The transcript has 3 exons. Lineage: Eukaryota; Oomycota; Saprolegniomycetes; Saprolegniales; Verrucalvaceae. Bases 30 to 1691 code for a protein of 553 amino acids.